Messenger RNA from Phalaenopsis equestris, 1505 nucleotides. RefSeq names its product anthranilate O-methyltransferase 1-like. The transcript has 5 exons. Gene Ontology annotation, molecular function: S-adenosylmethionine-dependent methyltransferase activity. Lineage: Eukaryota; Viridiplantae; Streptophyta; Magnoliopsida; Asparagales; Orchidaceae. The record is from RefSeq and is a predicted model, not a curated record. The coding region runs from base 167 to 1309 and encodes 380 amino acids. Gene Ontology annotation, biological process: methylation.
GACUCUAGAUCUGUAACAAGAAAUUUCAGCUCUAAAACUUAGUUAACAGAAGAUUUCUGCUAUCAUUUACUUUGCUGGCAUGAAUCAAUAUUAAUUUUAUGUUUCAUUCAUAGCCUCCACAACUUAAAUUGCAGAUUGUGGAGACGAGUUCUAUCUAGAGGAGAUUAUGACCAUGAUUGUGGAGCAGGUCUUUUCAAUGAUGGGAGGUAGCGGAGAGAACAGCUACGCUAAAAACUCCAGGCUUCAAGAGAAGGCAGUGAUUAUGACAAAACCAUUAGUGGAAGAAGCCGUAAGAGAAAUAUGUAAAACUCUCCCAGAAAAGCUUGUUGUGGCAGACUUGGGAUGCUCCUCUGGUCCCAACACAUUACUCCUGCUCUCUCAGAUCAUCAAUACUGUGGAUGAGUAUUGCUGUAGCUUGAGCCGGCAAAAGCCUGAGAUCCAAUUUUAUCUUAAUGAUCUUCCUGACAAUGACUUCAACACUAUGUUCCAAUUAUCGGUGCAAUAUCAGAAGAAAUUUAGAGAAGAGAAAGGGGAUAAGUAUGAACCAUUCUAUGUUGUUGGAUCCCCUGGUUCGUUUUAUAAAAGGUUAUUUCCUUCAAAAAGUGUGCAGCUUUUCCACUCCUCAUACAGCCUCAUGUGGUUAUCUCAGGUACCUAAAGGGCUAAAGGAUGAAGCCUUUGACCACUUUAAUAGGACUGCCAUAUAUAUCAAUAAUGAAAGCUCUUCAAUCUUGUCGCAUUUGUACUUAGAACAAUUUAAAACAGACUUCUCGGAUUUCCUCAAAUCCCGUUCUAAGGAGCUUAUUUCUGGAGGGAGCAUGAUCUUAUCAUUUUUGGGAAGAAGUGACAUUCAAUCUAGCGGUGAAUUAAUAUACUUAUGGGGACUUCUUGCUGAAGCACUAAGUGCAAUGGUUUCUGAGGGACUAGUGGAAGAAGAUAAACUAAAAGACUUUAAUUUACCAAUCUAUGCACCAUUGAUGGAAGAAGUGAGAUCUAUCAUCACUAUGGAAGGAUCAUUUCAUCUUAAACAAGCACAAUCUUUUGAGUCAAAUUGGGAUCCUUUUGAUGAAUCAUAUGAAAAUUUUGUGGAAGACAAAAGCUCGAGUGGAAGAAACGUUGCAAAAUACAUAAGAGCAGUGGUAGGACCUCUAGCAGCAUCUCAUUUUGGAGAUGACAUUUUAGAAGAUUUAUUUUCACGUUAUGCGAAAAAUGUUUCAAGGCACAUGUAUAAUGGGAAACCAAAGUACACUGUAUUCAUUCUUGUUUUGAAAUUAAAAGGUGAAGUGCAAGCACAUCGUGGAUGCAAAUAAAUGCAAUAUAUAAGUGAAGAUGGUUUGGUGAGCAAUCUUAAUGCUUCAGAGUAGAACAAAAUAAAAUUUAUUGUUCUCCCAAGCAAAUAAUGAUUUGAUUGUCAAACUUUAAAAGAAGAAUAAAUGGAAACAUAUACCCCUUACUAUUCUCAUGUAUCCAUCAUCCUCAACUUGGAAUAAAAUAAAUGUUUUCUUU